AGGAAGAGAGGGAGAUUGAUCAUUUGAACGUCCUGGGCCUUGCAAUCCUUGGAGUAACACUUACAUUAAUACUAGACCCAAAACGUAUUUUAUUUUCAAUUCCACCCUUUCCCGAACUGAAGGCUUGAGUUUUUUUCGCUUGUUUUCUUUUUUGGGUUAUUCCCACCCAGGAGACGUACCAUCGCCACCAGCAGCAGCAGUAGCGGCAGCAGCAGAGGAAUAUCUCCCAAUAUCCCAUCCCGGGCACGUCGGAUAAGCUGCAGCAGCGAAAAACACGAGGUGAAUAUUGCGGUGGAUGAGGACAGGAACAUGGUCCGUGGAAUUUCACACCUCUCAUCCUGGCUGGGAGGCAGUUUGGGCUUGUUAUGGGGGUGACCGGAAGGAGAGGGUGACAGAAGAACAGUGAUGCUUCUGUUUACAUAACGAGAGACUCACACCCGCGCACAUACACACACACAUGCGCACACAUGCUCAAAUCGCCAGUCCAAGGCAUACACACUUGCUUAAACACUUCCACACAUACAUACACACACAGACAAGUAUUCAAGGGACUCACUGACUGAGUCACCGCACACUCAGAGGCAAAGAAUCACUGACUCACAAACAGGACCAAAAACACACACACAAAAGGAAAAGGUUGUUUGCAAGAGCCUGGAUUGCUUGUUGUGUGUGCUAUGGGCCAAGCUGAGCAGCAGCUGUGUGUGAGUGGUGGAUACCUCUGAAGGGUCAACAUAGCCUUGGUCUUCUCCCUCUCGUUGGCUGUUCCGGCUCCCUCCCCAUUCCGGUAUCCCUAAACACAUCAUCAUGUCCGAGCAGAGGACCAGGAGGACUCCUUCUCCCCCGGCUCCUCUUCCGUCCUUUUUAUCCCCGUUUGGAUUUGUAUCCCUCCUCCUUUCCCUCUGCCUCACCAUUAGCCUCUUUUCGGCUUCUUCAUGGGCGCAGCAGACUGUGCCUGUCAUCUCUACGGCGCAGGGCCGCAUCCGAGGCAUGCUGACCCCUCUGCCCUCCGACCUCCUGGGGCCCGUCAUCCAGUACCUGGGGGUGCCAUACGCAAGGCCUCCAACUGGUGACCGACGUUUUCAGGCACCCGAGCCUCCUUUGCCAUGGCCAGGAAUACGAAAUGUGACUCAGUUUGCCCCCGUGUGCCCGCAGUCGCUGGAUGAGAGGAGCAUGCUGGGGGAUAUGAUGCCUUCCUGGCUCACGGCUAACCUGGAUAUAGCAGCGACAUACCUCACUCACCAGAGUGAGGAUUGUCUCUACCUAAAUAUCUACGUGCCCACUGAGGAAGAUAUCCAUGAGGAGGGGGGUCAGCGGCCGGUGAUGGUUUACGUCCACGGGGGCUCGUACACAGAAGGCACCGGCAACAUGAUGGAUGGCAGCGUACUGGCAAGCUACGGGAACGUCAUUGUCAUAACCCUCAACUAUCGCCUAGGAGUACUAGGAUUUCUGAGUACAGGUGACCAGGCAGCGAAAGGGAAUUACGGCUUGCUGGAUCAGAUCCAGGCUCUGCGCUGGGUGAAGGAGAACAUCGCAGCUUUCGGAGGAGACCCCGGUAGAGUCACUGUGUUCGGAUCGGGGGCCGGGGCCUCCUGCGUCAGCCUACUCACCUUGUCUCACUACUCUGAGGACCUGUUCCACAGAGCCAUCAUCCAGAGCGGCAGUGCUUUAGCCAGUUGGGCUGUCAACUACCAGCCCAGCAAGUACGCCCGGCAGCUCGGCGAGAGGGUGGGCUGCGGCAUCGACGACAGCACCCAAUUGGUUGCCUGCCUCCAGGGCCGGAGUUACCGAGAACUUGUGGAGCAGAGCGUAACGCCGGCCAAAUAUCACACGGCUUUUGCCCCGGUGAUUGAUGGUGAUGUCAUACCUGAUGACCCCCAGAUUCUGAUGGAGCAGGGAGAGUUUCUGAACUACGACGUUAUGCUGGGGGUUAACCAGGGCGAGGGCGUGAAGUUUGUGGAGGGCAUUGUGGAUUCAGAGGACGGUGUCACGGCUGAGGACUUUGACUUUGCAGUGUCAGACUUUGUGGACAGUUUGUAUGGAUACCCAGAAGGCCGGGAUACGCUGAGAGAGAGCAUAAGGUUCAUGUACACGGACUGGGCGGACCGUGACAAUGCAGAAACCAGGCGGAAGACGCUGGUAGCGUUAUUCACGGACCACCAAUGGGUCGCGCCAGCAAUCGCCACAGCUGACCUCCACGCCCAGUAUGGAUCCCCUACAUACUUCUACUCCUUUUACCACCACUGCCAGAGUGACGCCACGCCGCCUUGGGCUGACUCCGCCCAUGGUGACGAGGUGCCCUAUGUGUUCGGUGUGCCCAUGGUGGGACCCACUGAUCUGUUCAACUGUAACUUCUCCAAGAACGACGUGAUGCUGAGCGCUGUUGUCAUGACUUACUGGACCAACUUUGCCAAGACUGGUGACCCAAACCAGCCGGUUCCUCAAGACACCAAGUUCAUCCACACUAAACCCAACCGCUUUGAAGAAGUGGCCUGGUCUAAGUACACCCCUAAAGAGCAGCUGUAUCUCCACAUUGGCCUGAAGCCCCGUGUCAGAGACCACUACCGUGCCACCAAAAUCUCCUUUUGGCUCCAGCUGGUCCCUCACCUACAUCAUGUCAAUGAACUCCUCCAAUCGGUUUCCUCCUUCACGCACAGUCCCUCUCCACAGGAUGACACUCCUUAUUCUUACACUAAGCGUCUUGCCAAAGCUUGGCCGCCAGGCAGUACACGUCAUCCAGGUUCACAGGCAGGAACUCCACAGCCACCAGAGGCUGCUUUAGGCCAAGGUGGACCGGAAGAAGGGGUCCGCGUCCCGAAUGAGGACUACUCAACUGAACUCUCGGUGACGAUUGCGGUGGGAGCGUCACUGUUGUUCCUCAACAUCCUGGCAUUCGCCGCUCUGCUGUACAAGAAGGACAAGAGGCGUCUGGAACAUCGCCGUCCACUUCCUCCCCCGAGACGAGAUAUCACGCCUGCAGACGUCGCCGCCCACCUGCAGGGGGAGGGUCUGAUGUCACUACAGGUGAAGCAGCUGGAGUGUGAUGCUGCGUCAGCAGACGAGAGGAACAACCUUCACCACCAUCACACUCUGGACACGCUGGACGCUCUGGACGGCAUGGACACCCAGGACAUCUACAGCACCCUGGACACUGUGCGCCUCACCUGCCCUCCAGAUUACACCCUCACCUUGCGCCGCUCGCCCGACGACGUCCCCCUCAUGACCUCUCUGACCCCAGGUUCACUGCCCGUGACUCCUGGGUCACACCCUGUUACCCCGGCGACACCGAUGACCCCCAUGACGCCUGGAUCAGUGGUGGGGAUGAGAAUGGGGCAUCCGCACCAAGGAUACACGCAUCAUAGCCCAUACAGUAAUACACACUUGCCACACACACACAUCUCAACGCAUACACACUCCACCACACGUGUAUAACCGCCGCAGCAAGAUACUUGCACACACAGAGACAUAAUUACAACACACAUAAAAACACACACACAAACACAUACCCAUUAAAACACAGACACACACGUAAAACAAAAGACUUAAAUACCUCUACUAAUUACCCUGCAGGAUUGUUACAGGUGGAGUGACAGAAAGACAUUUUCAGUAACAGGAUGAAAAGACAGACAGCUGUGUGUUGCAUGUCGGGAAACUCAAGACACUGGAUCCCGGGAGAUGCAGUUCUAUGCAUCAUUUGCUCAUAACCUUGAACGAGACGCGCCAAGACAAGACAUCCAUCAAAUGUCUCAAAAGCUGCUUUGGAUAUUAAAUCUUCUGCUUUUUCUACACCUGAGGAGGAAGAGGAGGAGCGCUGUGGCAAAAGGGUCAGUUAUGGAUCAGUUUACAUCUCCUACUGUACCUGUGCUGCGCAGUGAAGCAGUGCUGGGACUGAGCAGAGCAGAUGCAGAUGCAGAACGGAGCUAAGAAGUACCACACACAGUCUGCUGAUGUCAACUUGAACAACCUGUGAAAUGUGAAUGUAGCAUUUUUUUCCAUUAAAAGAUCCAAGGCCCUAUCUGCCAAGGAUCAACCUAAGCUGAGGAGAAAAUAACAAAUUUCAGCAAGAGAUGGAUGUAAAGACAGACAGACAGGAAGAGGGGAUUAAAAAAACAACAUUAGCUGAAGGAAAAGUUCGUCAGAUGGUGGGAAAGAGAUUAAGAUUUUAUUGAGAGGGAUUUAACAGCUGUGAGAGCGAGAAAGAAGUGAGAUAGAGUGAUAUAGAAAACACAGAAAUGGAAAUGUGCCAAGAGACAUAAAUUAGCUUCAGAAGAUGAAAGGGCCUCUGAAGUUUUGUCAGACUUACUGAAGAAUCACUCUAACCAGCUAUGUGUUAAACUCUUGUAAAUAGAAUGGAAAGAUACAGACGAUAUACUAUGAUUUAUAGCAUUUACCUGCUCUUGCAUUAAAACAUGACUUAUUUAACCACAUUAUUGCUUUCAUUUCAGAUAUUACUAUAUUAUUGUAUAGGUGUCCUGAAGCAAGGCUGGUGUCUCUCUAUCUCACCCAAUGUAAUAUAUACACAGUACCUUUAUUAAAGGCUAUGCACAGUCAUUUCAAUAAUUCUUAAACUGUGUAAACAUCUUGAUACUCGUUUAGUCGUUGAAGUAUAGGACAUCUUCACAUCAUCCUGUCUAUUUGUUUGACCAUCAGAUAUUGAGCUAGUACUGUGUAGAUAAUGCAAUAUUGGUUUGACGAUUGAGCACCAGCCAAAAACCAUGACCCUUUGAACCUAAUACCUUCCCUUUCCCCUUCUCCCCUUAUUCCUUAUUAACCUCGUAAUUCCUUAGAAAUCCUGCUUUAUUUAAUUUUACUUUAGUUAAAUGUGGUGGAGAUUCACUGGGGCCAAGUCACAUCUCACCUCCCGAGAAAAAAAUAAUGCUUUUACUUAUUGUUCCUACCCUUUUACACCAUGUAUUUCUAAGAGUCCCUGCUUAAACUACCUAAUGCUGACUGAAACCUUGUUUAAAUUCAAAAUCACUCCACAGUAACACAGAUUCUGUACAAAAACAUGGAUCGGUCUCCGACAUUUUAAAGCCUGGAGUUUGGUUUACUAGCUGCCAGCAUGUUGUCAAUUGUUCGGAGCCAGAUUUGAUUUGAUUAAUUAGGUUGAGCCUCUGGAUGAUGAGCGCAGCUUUUUGUGAUAAUUUGACUUGACAUUCAAGGCAAACAUGCCUCUGAACAUACCAGUUUGUAAGUGUAAGUGUAAACAGCUUCUUAAUGGUUCCAAAUGUGUUGAAAUUGCCACCAACACAUGAAUUCAAAGAAGGGAAUUCAUCUUUUAAAUCCCCCCAACAUCUUGAGGAAAUAAUGAUGGAUUUUAUUUCAGAGAGAGCUUUUUCCUGCUGACUUCACAGUUAAUUAUUGAGGGUACUGCUGGUUACUGCUAUGUGUCAUCAGAAUAAGAUUAGCAGCAUUCACAAAAUCAAUUUCAGCCAAUUCAUAAUGGAGGGUAUUUGGCAAAGAUAGGGAACUGUCAUGGGUUCCAUAAAAAAAAAUGAACAAUGGCAAAUCCCACACCUUGAUUCCCCACCAGUAAGUUAACUGAAAGUCCCUUACCUUGAUAAUGUAACUUUCCUGCUUAAUCCUCUUUUCCUGCUCCUUUCCUUACUUACCUUACCCCCAUCCACCCUGCACCCCCCCCCCCCUCCCAGCCUCAUCUGUGCGACUACAUGCAGCUUUGUCACAGUGAGGCCUAUUUAACCUCCUCUCAUCCUAAGUAACUUCUUCAUGAGAGAUAUUAGUUAUUUAUCAACAGAACACAUGAAAAAUGAAAGCUGAAAAAUCUGUGGAUGACAAGCAAAGAACUUUUACAAAAUGAUAUAAAAUAACAUUUAAAGGAUGUUUGAUUGACUGAAUAUUUUUUUCAUAUGGGUUUAUUGACUCAGCGGAUGGCUGGAUUGUGUCAAGCAUAAACAUUUCUGCUGCAUUUUUGAAAAAUAAAAAUAUCAGUA
Trematomus bernacchii (emerald rockcod) is the source of this 5948-nucleotide messenger RNA. Its product is annotated as neuroligin-4, X-linked-like. NCBI's taxonomy places the organism in Eukaryota, Metazoa, Chordata, Actinopteri, Perciformes, Nototheniidae. Gene Ontology annotation, molecular function: neurexin family protein binding; signaling receptor activity. Bases 805 to 3429 code for a protein of 874 amino acids. Gene Ontology annotation, cellular component: postsynaptic specialization membrane; cell surface; synapse. The transcript is spliced from 9 exons. The record is from RefSeq and is a predicted model, not a curated record. Gene Ontology annotation, biological process: synaptic vesicle endocytosis; presynaptic membrane assembly; neuron cell-cell adhesion.